Laccaria bicolor S238N-H82 is the source of this 340-nucleotide messenger RNA. RefSeq lists its product as uncharacterized. The record is from RefSeq and is a predicted model, not a curated record. The transcript has a single exon. NCBI's taxonomy places the organism in Eukaryota, Fungi, Basidiomycota, Agaricomycetes, Agaricales, Hydnangiaceae. The coding region runs from base 1 to 315 and encodes 104 amino acids.
AUGCUUAGAGCGCGAUCAGCCGACGAAAUAGCCCCCUCCCCGCCUCGCGCUACACUAUCUAUGGGCCGCCUCCUCCCCCUCCUCCCCUCUCUUCAUGGUCCCCUCCUCCCACUUCCCACUCCCCCCUCUCUUCCCCCCCCUUUUUUUUCCCCUUUUCUCCCUUUCACUCUCCUCUCCGGUUCCUUUUUUCUUUCUUUCCUUCUCUUAUAUCUAUAUUUCCUCUCAGAUACAUUACUCAACAUAUGUUCACAAUAUACGAAACCGCCCCGUCAUAGCUUACAUACGUCGAAAAUACAAUACGUUCCAAUGAAAUAGAAUGGAAUGAAUGGUGUUCGUGGGU